AUGAAGGGUGGUCGAUCUGUUGGACAAGUAUCACAAGCAGUCUGGCACCUGAAAGGGGAAGAUAUCUCAUCUUUGCACCAUAAAGAGUUGAUGGCCAUAGAGGAAGCCCUCGAUACUGGCCUUGCUGCUGUCCGUAAAAAGCAGGCUAGUACAAUAUUACACUGUAACAAAAAUAUGGAGUACCACAGCAUGUUGGAGCAAAGUGGAAAGAUGUUGGAUGAUGAGAGCAAGCGCCUCAAUUUCGUUCUGCAACAACAAGAGAUGGCUAUGGAAGAGAAUGCAAUGGAGAUGGAAAAUGCUUAUCAUCAACAAAGGGUGAGGGACUAUAAUUCCCAGGUGCCUUUCGCAUUCCGCGUGCAGCCUAUCCAGCCAAAUUUGCAAGAGAGGAUGUAA
Dovyalis caffra is the source of this 393-nucleotide messenger RNA. NCBI's taxonomy places the organism in Eukaryota, Viridiplantae, Streptophyta, Magnoliopsida, Malpighiales, Salicaceae. The record is from the annotation of a GenBank genome assembly.